AUGCUAUACGCUGGUAGACAAACAGCAAUGCUAUACACUGGUAAACAAACAGCAAUGAUAUACGCUGGUAGACAAACAGCAAUGCUAUACGCUGGUAGACAAACAGCAAUGCAAUACACUGGUAAACAAACAGCAAUGAUAUACGCUGGUAGACAAACAGCAAUGCUAUACGCUGGUAGACAAACAGCAAUGCUAUACACUGGUAAACAAACAGCAAUGAUAUACGCUGGUAGACAAACAGCAAUGCUAUACACUGGUAGACAAACAGCAAUGCUAUACUCUGGUAAACAAACAGCAAUGAUAUACGCUGGUAGACAAACAGCAAUGCUAUACGCUGGUAGACAAACAGCAAUGCUAUACGCUGGUAGACAAACAGCAAUGCUAUACGCUGGUAGACCUGUAUAUUGA
This is a messenger RNA of Saccoglossus kowalevskii, 408 nucleotides long. Its product is annotated as FMRFamide-related peptides type HF-4-like. Lineage: Eukaryota; Metazoa; Hemichordata; Enteropneusta; Harrimaniidae. The record is from RefSeq and is a predicted model, not a curated record.